AGGCCCGUGAAGUUCAGGAAUGGCCAUGGCUGUGAUGAGGGCCAGGAUAAAAAGCCAAGGUGCGUGCCUCAGCCUGGGAAUGCGCUGGCGUUGCUCAUUGCAGUGGCCGAGCACGGAGUCCCUGUCCGCCGCCCACGAGUUUUCGCGAGGAGUUCCCGGUCGGAAGGACCGCAACGGCGCACCGGCAUCGAGCCAGCGCUGGUUGCAUGCUGGAGUCGCCUUGCGUGCCAGGGCACGAGAGGACAACAAUGCCGAGGCCAAAGCAGCCAAAACGCCAUUGGAGGAGGACCUGCUCCUGGUGCGACAGCAGCGGAAGACGGGCCAGCGGCAGGUUGAGAGCGCCCAGCGGCAGGUUGAGAGCGCCCAGGAGCAGGAAGCGAUGGCGGUGAGGCGUCUCGCUCGAGCUGCCACCGUCUUGGAGACGGCGGAGGACUCGGGCAAUGCGACAAAGGUGCAGGAGGCCAAGGAGGAGGUCCAGGAGGCGGAGAGGAAGGUUCAGGAGGCGGAGAGGAAGGUUCAGGAGGCGGAGAGGAAGGUCCAGGAGGCGAAGAAGGAGGUCCAGGAGGCGAAGAAGGAGGUUCAGGAGGCGAAGAAGGAGGUGCAGGAGGCGGAGGUCAAGGAGGCGAAGGCAAGCGGCCGGACGAAGGAGUCCGAGGCAGAUGGGCAGCAGGCUGCCAUCGAGGCCAUCCUAUCGUCGAGCUGGACGCUGCGCAGGCCAGCACCGAUGAAACCUGCAUUGUUGGGGCGCACGGAGGCCAAGCGGGAACUCCUUGAAUACAUUCGCGGGGUCAUGGAUGUUGCCAAUUCAAUCCACUGGGAGCAGGGGACGCUGCCAAAGUGCAGCAUGAAGGCGACGGCCGGCGUCAAGGGAAUCGGCAAAACUCGCCUCCUGCAUGAGAUGUGCACCACUUGGCUCAACGAAACUGGGGCGAAGGUCGGACUGCACGUGGAUUUCAAUGGAGGCAGCGAAUGGGAUGCAAGCAAGGGCCCAGAAAAUGCCUUCGCACAGGUGCUCCUUCAGAGCGCCGGCAUGCGGCGGGAUGACGCUGAAUGGUGCUCGGCGGUCCUUCCAUGGAAGAAGGUGAUGCGGGCUCUGCAGCAGAAGCUGGGAUUGUCAAAGGAGCUUCUUGUGGUGGGGGUGGACGAGGUCAUGCAGCUGGAACAAAAAUGCGGCACCAAGCCGUGCUGCAAUUUCAUCUCCACCCUCAUGAACACCCAAGACGCAUCUCUUAUUUCGGGAGAGUUUCCUGUUAUUUUCAUUUGGACAGCGCUCUUCGAGAGCUACAUGAAGGAGCGAGCAAGCCAGUCUGGCCGCAAAAUUGCGACACUGAUCUCCUUGAAGGCUUUGCCACCUGAUUCCUUGGACAGGGUACCUCAGGAGAUUCGCAAUGCUUUCGAGCAAACACCUGGCAGACGACAGCUGUUGCGACAGCUCCUUGGCCAUCCGCGCUUGACGUUUGAUGCUUUACAGGAUGCGUUUUCUGUCUGUGGAGUGCCUGAAACCACCUUUGCGUUGGCCCAAUUUCGCAUGAUAAUGAUAAGCUUUGCCAAGCUUGACCAGGGCAAAUCCUUGCAGAGUGACGAGGUCAGACAGUGGUAUUCACCCAGUGCGAUCAUUGCGACUGGAGUACAGGACGACCUUGUCUCCCGCGGCUUAGUCCAGGCCGUGCAGUUUGGCAACUCUGGCCAUAAGUCAGUCUUGCACCCGCUCAUUUUGCAAAGCUGGGCUGAAAGCCACCGUGAGCCCUUGGCAAACCAGAUCAAGAAGAUGUUUGAAGAGGAUGCUGUCAUUGAGGCCGCGCAUGAGAAGAAGUUUGAGACCGUCAUGCUUCACUUCGAUGCUGCGGUGCGUUUGGCAUUGGAGCAGGAAAGCUGCACGCUGGAGCAGCUCUUCCCAGGGGCGAGCUUGAAACCGGAGAGCCUGCGAGAAGUGCUCGUGCUGUCUGGGUUGCGGCACCGACAGAACUCGGUGGUGGAGCUCGAUUCCUUUGACGACGUUGACGAGGUGAUGAGCUCCUUACAGUACGGCAGCAUCGUGGUGUCCCAGAAGCGCACUGAGAAAGGGAUCGAGUAUUUGGUGCCAUGGACAGUUCCGCGCAAAGAUCACCGACAGCUGCUUCGAAGCUUGCAGCCGACAGGGCCUGGGGAGAAGGACCCAAACGCCCAUCUAUUGAUUCUUGGCGUGCAAACCAAGUAUGUACAGGAGUUCGUGGGCAAGUGGCCCUCGGUGGAAGACAAGGCGAAAAAAGCACUGGCUGGCCUCCAAGCCAAUCCGAAGGUGCUCCAAGCCUUGCCCGUGUUCUACACCACUGAGAGCACUAAAGAGGGCCGGUCCCUUGACAAUCCCAACGUCUAUUUCAACGAGGUGGGCCUCGCGGAACUCCUCUUGGAGAGGACCGGGCCCCUUCGACUGUUCUUCGAGAAGCGUGGCAAGCCUCUGCAAAACAAGCUUGCGGGCUUUGGGUGAAACCUGAAGCUGAAGGCAAAGGCACAGACAGGGCUCCGCGUUGCAAAAAAAGAUGUGUGUGUGUGUGGCGGUUGCUGGACGCGAGAUUUUUUGCGGUGUUUUUCGUCUGUGUAGACUUGAGAUCCAGUGCUCCUGCCGUGUGCUCCUGCCGUGUGUAUUCUCCCACUGUCAGCGGUAGUUGCAACCGCAUGCUGUGUGUCACAGAAAACCCUUUCUCCUGCAAGCGUCAUCACGAGCCAUGGCAGCGACAAGGGCCACGAUGAGGAAAUAGGGCCAACCUGGCCUGGCGAGAAGUUAUUUGUCGCUCCCACGGCUGGCUUUCUUCGGUUGGUCUUUUCCCUUCCACCCAGCCAGAAGUGCAUUCAGCCCAGGCCAAAGCAGACCUUAGGGCUUGGAAGAGGUGAGACGCUGGCAUGCUGGGCGUGGCGGAGUUGCUUUGCGCGCCAGCCCGCAGCAGGACAGCGACACGGAGGCCCGGGGCUCGCAUGCAAUGAAGCAACUGUCAUGAGUGACGUUGGGAAGGCCAUCAAGUCCAACCGGAAUUCUGCAACGGCUCACAACGACCUUUUGAUCCCUGUGAGAUGC
Messenger RNA from Effrenium voratum, 3052 nucleotides. The record is from the annotation of a GenBank genome assembly. Lineage: Eukaryota; Dinophyceae; Suessiales; Symbiodiniaceae.